GCCGCCCAUAGUUAGUGAUUAUAGCGUAACGUUAACCGGCUGGCCAGGUAUCAACACAGCCAGUCAGUGCACUUGUUGGUGAUACGUGGAUUCAACCUGAAGAACAAAAAUGAAAGCAGUUGUCUGAGGAUGUUUCUGGACCAUCUGACAUGAAAAAGAAAAUACUUUCAUGUUUUAGAUUUCAACAUGUCCUUGAGUGCAGUCCACUCCACACUGUCUAGUCUGAAAACAUGUCAGACAGAUAUUGGAACGGGGAUGGACAUUGUGACCGACGUUGCUCUGGACGUGGCAGAAACAGCAGGAACUGAGAAUGACGCAGUCCUGAAGAAGCUGGAGGUGAUGAUGCUGGAGUGUGCCAAACUGGACCAGGAGAUCAACUGCUUCGUUGAGGUGGUGAACUGUGUCACUGCAGAGGUGAGGAACCAGGAGCCCGAGGCCAUGUUCAGACUGAAGUCUCUGGUGAAGGAGAAGUUCACUGAGACACACGGCAGUCUGUCUGAGGGAGAGCUGCAGAACCACGUCAAGCUGGUCAGCUUUAAGGAGAACGUCAGAAACGCACUCAAAACAGUGAACCCUGAGGCAGCAGAGAAUAUGGAUGAGGAUAUGGAUGAGGACGUUGCUGUGACGCAGAGUGAAGUUAACUUCACCUGUCCCCUGACUCAGGUGGAGAUGGUGAACCCCAUGAAGAACCAGAAGUGUAACCACCACUACGACCGGGACGCCAUUAUGGGGAUGAUCAAGGCCAGGCAAAACCAGAAGAAGAAGUUACGCUGUCCGGUGGUUGGCUGUGGCAACACGGACGUGAAGCAGGGAGACCUGAUCCUAGAUCAGAUUAUGAAGAGACAGAUCCUGAAGAAGUAGACUACCCAGGCACUAUUCUGGGGUACGCCAACUCAUCAAACCUGACAAUAAUAAUUAGACUUUUAUUUAAUUGAGGAAAAAACAUGACUUUUUCCGUUGUGUCUGAUUGUAUUUGUUCGUCACAGAAUUGCACUAUUCUGAAGUUUUAUAUAACAAAACCUCGCUUUAUUUAUACAUAAGGGAUUCAUAUUUUUUAGUCAGUUCAAUAAAGGUUUAUUGGGGGGGGGUAGCUUAGUGAUUACAGCAUUGGGCCAGUAACUGAAAGGUUGCUAGAUCGAAUCCCUAAGCUGACAAGGUAAAAGAAAAUCUGUCAUUCUGCCCCUGAAUAAGGCAGUUAACCUACUUUUUUUCCCUGGUAGGUCGUAUUUGUAAAUAAUAAUUUGUUCUUAACUGACUUGCCUAGUUAAAUAAAUAAAAAACAUUUUAAAAAUAUCUAUGCCUUUGGUGUUGAGAACCUGCAGUUACUGUAAUAGACCACUGGGGGGCAGUGUCGUCCCUGGAAUACACCACAAAGGGAUCAGGAGAGGAGACUCAGGUCAUGAAGAGAGAAGCUGGAUAAUCAGCCUACUUAUUCUGAGAGAGUUGGGCUAAAUGAAUCAGAGAAUGUGGGUUUCCUAAAUACUUACAAACAACAGAAAGAUCAUGUCUGUAACAUACAAAGUGAAAAGAUUAUUGAAUAAAUUAUGUGGAAAUGAUCAAAUAUCUAUUUUCAGUUCCAUCCUAAAAGUAGACCAUUUCAUUGUGUGAAAUCUGUGAAUCAAUUCAGUUGAGUGAUUAAAUCUGUCUCCCCUCCUGCCUCUCAUCUCUUGCCUCUCCUCUCCUGCCUCUCCUCUCUUGCC
Oncorhynchus gorbuscha (pink salmon) is the source of this 1700-nucleotide messenger RNA. RefSeq names its product E3 SUMO-protein ligase NSE2-like. The record is from RefSeq and is a predicted model, not a curated record. Gene Ontology annotation, biological process: double-strand break repair via homologous recombination; protein sumoylation. Bases 187 to 861 code for a protein of 224 amino acids. The transcript has 8 exons. Gene Ontology annotation, cellular component: Smc5-Smc6 complex; nucleus. Gene Ontology annotation, molecular function: zinc ion binding; SUMO ligase activity. NCBI's taxonomy places the organism in Eukaryota, Metazoa, Chordata, Actinopteri, Salmoniformes, Salmonidae.